Molecule: messenger RNA, 651 nt
Organism: Pleurotus ostreatus (oyster mushroom)
Lineage: Eukaryota; Fungi; Basidiomycota; Agaricomycetes; Agaricales; Pleurotaceae
Exons: 6
Coding region: 1-651 (216 amino acids)
Source: RefSeq, a predicted model, not a curated record
AUGAAGAAAUCACUCACCCCACCGACUGGUACCCUCUACCACAAGUUGAAGCGGUUCAACAUUUAUGACGAGGAGGUCAUAGCUUCGAAAUUCACCUUAACUUGGCAGGCGGAGAUCCACGUAUAUGUUACUGGCGGUAUCAAGCCUGACGACGAGGAUUUCGAGGCCAAAGGCGGGGCUAUACAUGUUGUCGUCUGCCAUACUGGAAGUCUUGCCGUCGCUAAGAACCAAACUGGCGAUUUGACCUUCAGCUGCGGGAUAGAUGAUGUGGAUAGUUUUCCUUACGUGCAUCUACCGUUAACAGACGCCACCCGCACUACAGGCGAUCCAAAAGCCAGUUCAUAUGCAUUCGACUUCAAGCAGACCUUCCAGAUGCUCAAGGGUAACGAUCCUCUAUCAUAUGUCGCGCAGUACUCCGACGACUUCACCUUGGGCUAUUAUACGGAAUAUCACACCAACCUAGACGUUGCAGCAUUAAAGGCGACGUUCAGGCUGUACCAGAGGGGGACAAAUGCCGGCAGUGUUACGGAUCACAACGUCCAUGGCGUGUCCGGCUUCCGUUUGACGAAACGGCGGAAACAGAUCACAAUGUGGUUUUGCAUAGAGCAGAAAGGCGAAAUCAAGAGCGUCACUAUCGACCUAGGCUUCUGA